Zootermopsis nevadensis is the source of this 1046-nucleotide messenger RNA. RefSeq names its product FSHD region gene 1 (gene FRG1). Lineage: Eukaryota; Metazoa; Arthropoda; Insecta; Blattodea; Termopsidae. The record is from RefSeq and is a predicted model, not a curated record. Gene Ontology annotation, molecular function: actin filament binding. Gene Ontology annotation, cellular component: catalytic step 2 spliceosome; striated muscle dense body; nucleolus.
UUCAGCAUAAGUUGACAGUCAUUUUUUGCUGUUUAGCGUGAUUUUAGGAUGCUUUGUAUUGGCACAUGAAAACAACUUUGUGCUUUCUUUACAUCUUAAAAUCCCGUGAAUCGAACGCAGGUGUGAUCCAUCUUAUGUCAAAACAGGAAAUAUUCACACAAGAAACGAAAGCAUAAGAAACAAAAUCGUGACAAGGAGGAUAUGCCAGUGAAAGAUGAAGAUGCACUAAAGCAUGGUGGCUGGUGGAAAGUGAAACAAAUUGAAGAGAUGACUGGCUCCAUUGCAGUCGAAUUUGGCAACCAGACAUAUGUGAAAGCUUUAGACAAUGGACUGUUCACACUUGGGGCUCCACACAGUGAGGAAUUAAAAGUGGCCUGUGCAGGUGAAGGUCCAUCUCCUGAAGAGGUUCUAACAGCAUUCAACGUGAAUGACGUGAAAGUAGCCCUCAAGUCCGGAUAUGGAAAAUACCUUCGAGUCGACAAGGAUGGGGCUGUGACAGGACGCUCUGAUGCUGUUGGGCCAAUGGAGCAAUGGGAGCCCAUAUUUCAGGAUGGGAAGUUAGCGCUACUGGGAUGCAACGGUUGUUUUAUGUCUGUUGCCCCUGAUGACGACUCAGUGGUGGCAACUAGCAAGAAAGUCGGUUCAGAUGAGAUUGUAAAGGUUCGCUCACAUGCUGUUAAGGAAGUGACACCAGGCUCCAAACUGCCUGAGGAAGAAAAAGGAAGUCUUGCGCAGGUUGAGGUCAACUAUGUACGUAAGUUCCAGAAGUUCCAGGACAAGAAGCUACGUGUGAACAGAAGUGACAGGAGUGAACUGGAGCAAGCAAGACAGGAAGGAAACUUGCACGAGGCUUUGCUGGAUCGGCGCAGCAAAAUGAAGGCUGAUCGCUACUGCAAAUAGUUAGCAGUGACAAUAUAGUUCCUCCCAGUCAGAAUUUGAUGCCACUUUUGGGAAUGGUGAUAAACGCAAGUUUUAUUUAUGCAUAAAACAUAAUUUUGUUAUUACACCUACUGUGUCUGCUCAUUAUAGCAAAAAAAAAAAAAAAA